Messenger RNA from Hippocampus comes (tiger tail seahorse), 1324 nucleotides. It is a transcript of the gene cfap126, whose product is annotated as cilia and flagella associated protein 126. Gene Ontology annotation, cellular component: ciliary basal body. Gene Ontology annotation, biological process: cilium organization. The coding region runs from base 106 to 771 and encodes 221 amino acids. Lineage: Eukaryota; Metazoa; Chordata; Actinopteri; Syngnathiformes; Syngnathidae. The transcript has 5 exons. The record is from RefSeq and is a predicted model, not a curated record.
GUCAACGCUCCCGAGUUUUCUGAACUUUCGACAGAAUUAUGUCACGUGGUUGCGUUGCUAUGCAACGAGUUGGUUCAACAAGCUAAUUUGUAAACAGUCGCAGAAAUGUCGUCCAAUUACUCAGCAAACCAGUACGACGAUGCCUUCAGGCCUCAGAGGCUGCAGAACUGGUGCCAGGCGAAGCAAUCUAACAAGGCAUCCAAAGCACGGAGGGGCCACACCAUGUUUAUUGCAGAUAACAGAGGUCAUCUACUCCCUGGAAUGGCAAAGAGAGGCAGUGCUUGGCCUGACUUUAAAGGGACAUGGGAUCUACCUGCUCGUAUACCAGUGCAAAGAGUCAACCCAACUAGCCGCUCUGUGGAGGGUCUUGAAAGGCUCAAGGCCUGGGGCUUGGACCCUCAACCCAGAGGCAAAUCUAUGCCACGAAGAGGGAGCAAAAACACAGAUGCUGCACAGGAUACUAGCAAGCAGACUGGGGGUGUAGAACAGGAUGGUGCGGUCUCACCCUCCUUGGCCCCAUUGGCAGCUGAAGCCCAGCAAGCGUCACAGAGUCGUCCCAUUUCUGCACACCAAAGAACUGCCAACCAGGGACAGGACACGGAAGCAGAUGAAGUAUCAUCUGUCACUCUGCCUGCCACGGACAGGCACAAUGCUAGCAAGACUGUGACAAGCUGGCCGCUGAGCCAAAGGGCAAUGUCAGCUUUGCUGCCCAUGACACGACAAAGCCACCAAGCAAGGCCUAAUACUGGACCGAUGUCAGCCCCACUCUAAUGAAAAUAGUAAAUACAUAUUAGCCCCUUUUCUAAAUUGGGACGAUUGUACUGAUGCACCAGAUCAAACUACUGUAAAAAUAGAAGUUUCUAAGAACUGUCAUUUAAAUGUGAUACCUCUCUGGUCUCACAGCUGAACAGCUGUCCAUUUAGAAUGCCCUUGAGAAUUCUGGAGUCAAAUGUUUCAAAGUGUUGUUGUAACAGGAGAGCUUGUUUUGCAAUUUUUGUAGCAACUCCUAUUUCAGUAUUUCCAAAACUUGAACUGAAGAAAAGUAAAGAAAUGCACGUUUUCCUGUCACACCCAGCAGAAAUUAGACAAGCAGGACUAUGUGGCUGGCAUAGUAUUGGUCAGGUUCAAGAAAGCUCAUUCUGCAGAGCUCUCAGUGUUGACAUACUUGCAUGUUGGAGCACACAAUGGAAAUCCAUUUUAAGAAUUUUGAGGAAAAACAGAACAAUCCCCUGAACACAGAUUGGCUCUCAACCUAUGACUUGUGACUCAACUCAAAAAAACCUCAUGAAACACAUGAGUCACCACAUCCUCACCACCUCCAAAU